Messenger RNA from Ochotona princeps (American pika), 1200 nucleotides. RefSeq names its product lin-28 homolog B (gene LIN28B). The transcript is spliced from 5 exons. Gene Ontology annotation, molecular function: nucleic acid binding; zinc ion binding. NCBI's taxonomy places the organism in Eukaryota, Metazoa, Chordata, Mammalia, Lagomorpha, Ochotonidae. Bases 218 to 997 code for a protein of 259 amino acids. The record is from RefSeq and is a predicted model, not a curated record.
CUGCUCGCCUCCUCACAAAGUGCCGACCCUCCCCGCCCCGCCGCGCGCAUCUCCCCCACUCCACCCUCCCCGGGUCUCCGCGCUUCCCUCAGGAAGUGACAGACAUCAGGCCCCUUCCUCCGCUCCGUCCUCCCGGACUGAAGGCCCUUCCCAUCCCCGUCCCCGCUCACACCCGGGCCGGCGACGCGACCAUGAGGCCCCGGAGGUUCUUCAGAAGAUGAUGAGGUCAUUCAACCAGGUUUCAUCAGCCCCAGGCGGGGCCAGCAGCAAAGGUGGAGGAGAGCCAGGGAAGCUGCCGGAGAAAGCAGAGGAGGAAUCCCAGGUUUUGCACGGAACUGGCCACUGUAAGUGGUUCAAUGUGCGCAUGGGAUUUGGAUUCAUCUCCAUGAUAAACCGAGAGGGAAGACCCUUGGAUAUUCCAGUCGAUGUGUUUGUACACCAAAGCAAACUAUUCAUGGAAGGAUUUAGAAGUCUAAAAGAAGGAGAACCAGUGGAAUUCACAUUUAAAAAAUCUUCCAAAGGCCUUGAAUCAAUACGGGUAACAGGACCUGGUGGGAGCCCCUGUAUAGGAAGUGAAAGAAGACCCAAAGGGAAGACACUACAAAAAAGAAAACCAAAGGGAGAUAGAUGCUACAACUGUGGUGGCCUUGAUCAUCAUGCUAAGGAAUGCAGUCUACCUCCUCAGCCAAAGAAGUGCCAUUACUGUCAGAGCAUCCUGCACAUGGUGGCGAACUGCCCACACAAGACUGCUGCACAGCUGCCUGCCAGUUCUCAGGGAAGACAGGAAGUGGAGUCCCAGCCAUACCCCCCCACAGCCCCUGCAGAAGUGGGAGGAGGGCAUGGCUGCACGUCACCACCGUUUCCUCAGGAGGCGAGGCCAGAGGCUGCAGAGCGGCCGAGCAGGUCACUUCCAGAAGCUUCCUCCACAAAGUUGUCAGCAGCACCAGAAGAACCAAACAAAAAGGGGCCUUCAGUUCAGAAAAGGAAAAAGACAUAACCCUUGCUAGUGUCUUGCGUUGUGUACCUGGUUGGGAAGUCUACCUCAUGCACACACAGGGAACAGUAUUUCACCAAUAGCAGCUGGCCUGGGAUUUUUAACUACUGUUGAGGAACUGUGAAUUUUUAAAACAGACAAAUCACUCUAAGCAAAUUGUAUUUGAGCAGGGUGUCUUGUUUUAUGUUACUCAGACUAUGAGAUGC